UGCGAUUGUGUUGGGCUGCCUGGGCGUCCCGGGAGCGGCUGACCCUCUGCCUUCGGGGACCGGGGUCGCUAGGCGUCUGUCAUGGCGGUGUCGGAGAGCCAGCUCAAGAAAAUGGUGUCCAAGUUCAAAUACAGAGACCUAACUGUACGUGAAACUGUCAAUGUUAUUACUCUGUACAAAGAUCUCAAACCUGUAUUGGAUUCAUAUGUUUUUAAUGAUGGCAGUUCCAGGGAAUUAAUGAAUCUUACUGGAACAAUUCCUGUGCCUUAUAGAGGUAAUACAUACAACAUUCCAAUAUGCCUGUGGCUGCUGGACACAUACCCAUAUAAUCCCCCUAUCUGUUUUGUUAAACCUACUAGUUCAAUGACUAUUAAGACAGGAAAGCAUGUUGAUGAAAAUGGGAAAAUAUGUCUUCCUUAUCUACAUGAAUGGAAACAUCCACAGUCAGACUUGUUGGGGCUUAUUCAGGUUAUGAUUGUGGUAUUUGGAGAUGAACCACCAGCCUUCUCUCGUCCUAUUAUUUCAGCAUCCUAUCCACCAUACCAAGCAACAGGGCCACCAAAUACCUCCUACAUGCCAGGCAUGCCAAGUGGAAUCUCUGCCUACCCAUCUGGAUACCCUCCCAAUCCCAGUGAUAAUCUACAAAUACAAAGGUGGUCUUUGUAAUUUAAAAUGCAUGAC
Messenger RNA from Ictidomys tridecemlineatus (thirteen-lined ground squirrel), 681 nucleotides. NCBI's taxonomy places the organism in Eukaryota, Metazoa, Chordata, Mammalia, Rodentia, Sciuridae. The record is from RefSeq and is a predicted model, not a curated record.